Messenger RNA from Meleagris gallopavo (turkey), 2216 nucleotides. RefSeq names its product G protein-activated inward rectifier potassium channel 1-like. The record is from RefSeq and is a predicted model, not a curated record. Lineage: Eukaryota; Metazoa; Chordata; Aves; Galliformes; Phasianidae. Gene Ontology annotation, molecular function: G-protein activated inward rectifier potassium channel activity. Gene Ontology annotation, biological process: potassium ion import across plasma membrane; regulation of monoatomic ion transmembrane transport. Gene Ontology annotation, cellular component: plasma membrane.
UUAGAAUCUUUAUUUUCAUUUAAACUCAGGCUAAGCAUUCGCACGUUCGCAUCCCUUUAAAUGCUGACCUAUUUCAGGAAUUCCCUUUAAAAUCCCGGCGCUGCCGGCAGCACGGCCUCUCGGCGGAUGCCUGGCUGCCGCUCCCGUCAUUAUUCUCACUCCGCUACCCGGCUGCUACAGCGAGACGAGGUCGGGAUACAGCAGGGCACCGGCUGCGUGGACCAAAGCAGGGCUGAGAGGCGUUGGGGGGGGGGGGAAACCUCACUGCCAUCCCGAUCCCCUGGGACUCAGCGAGCUCCGCUCCGCCCCGCUGCCGCCCACCGGCCCGGUUCUCCCGUCGGCUGCGGGCAGCGCUGGCGGCGGCUCCGGCUGAACGGGAAUCCCUGCAUCCCGCAUCCCAGCGAGGGCAUGGCUGCAGUGAGGAGGAAGUUCGGCGAUGAGUACCAGGCUGUGGGCCCGGCCGCUGCCGGUGGCCGCAGAGAGCGACAGCGUUUUGUGGACAAGAACGGGCGUUGCAACGUGCAACACGGGAACCUGGGAGGUGAGAGCAGCCGUUACCUCUCCGACCUCUUCACCACGCUGGUGGAUCUCAAAUGGCGUUGGAACCUGCUCAUCUUCCUGCUGACCUACACGGUCGCCUGGCUGGUCAUGGCUUCCAUGUGGUGGGGCAUUGCUUACCUGCGAGGUGACCUGCACCGGGCACACGAUGACACCUACAGUCCGUGCGUGGCCAACGUGUACAACUUUCCCUCCGCCUUCCUUUUCUUCAUAGAGACCGAAGCCACCAUUGGCUACGGGCACCGCUACAUUACCGAGCGCUGCCCCGAGGGCAUCGUGCUCUUCCUCUUCCAGUCACUGCUGGGUUCCAUCGUCGAUGCGUUCCUCAUCGGCUGCAUGUUCAUCAAGAUGUCGCAGCCCAAAAAGAGAGCCGAGACCCUCAUGUUCAGCCGUGCCGCGGUGGUCUCGCAGCGGGAUGGCAAACUCUGCCUCAUGUUCCGGGUCGGCAACCUCCGCAACAGCCACAUGGUUUCUGCUCAGAUCCGCUGCAAGCUGAUCAAGUCCCGACAGACACCAGAGGGGGAAUUUCUGCCACUAGACCAGUGUGAGCUGGACGUUGGAUUUGGAACUGGAGCUGACCAGCUGUUCUUAGUUUCUCCAUUAACCAUCUGUCAUGAAAUUAACUCAAAGAGCCCCUUUUUCUGUCUCUCACAAAGAUCGCUAAGAAGCGAGCAAUUUGAAAUAGUUGUCAUCCUUGAAGGAAUUGUUGAGACCACAGGAAUGACAUGCCAAGCUAGGACCUCAUAUACAGAAGAUGAAGUUCUUUGGGGUCACAGAUUCCUCCCAGUGAUGUCCCUGGAAGACGGCUUUUUCCGUGUCGAUUAUUCUCAGUUUCAUGCUACAUUUGAAGUCCCCACUCCUCCUUACAGCGUCAAAGAGCAAGAAGAAAACCUGUCUCUGUCAUCCUCUUGGAAUAGUCCUGUUGACAACAAAACCAGAAAAGAAAAGGUUUGUUCACUUGACUGCGUUGAUAUCGCAGAAGAAAAAAACAAACUCCCUUUUAAGCUUCAGAAGAUUAGCUCAAGAAAGGAAGACCUUCCAAAAAGAGUCCUCAGAAUGAGUUCCAGUAACACAGGGAAGACUUGCAGUACUGGGGAUCUUCUGAAUAUUCAAGAAAUGAGUUCCAUCUCCAAUGGUGAAGAUGGUGAUGACAGAAUACAGCUGAAAGCCUUAAGAAUGAAUGCCGAGGCUUAGACUCAGUCUAGAAGAUGCCUAAAAGUAUGCGUGCUCUGAAGAUGAAAUUGGAAGAUAAUCUGCCUGCCAAACUUUGCAAAAUAAACUCUGAUCACCUCCCUUAAGAGCAAAAGCAUAUGAGUCAUUGUUCACAAACAGCAUUCAAGAUUGCUAACCUGAAGGAGUUUUCGUAUAGUAAUGAAAUAAUUAGGUUUUCCUACUUUCUGGAAGGAUGAUCCCUUUUGUAUAAUUGUUCUGUACAGAUCUAAUUUACGUAGCCUAAUAGAAAUUUGAGAGGCAGUAAGGUUAGACUGUUGUGCCAAAGAGAUCCCUGCCCUGAUGUCAUUUAGCAGCAUGCUCAUUGCAAAUCAACGUUGUCUUCCAUACUUGUAGAUGCUUUUUCAUGAAGCAUGGACCAAAUCCUUGGAUGGAUCAUUCUCUGGAAUGAAUUGAACAUUCUCUCAAAGCACUUUUGCUAAUAAUGA